Messenger RNA from Oncorhynchus keta (chum salmon), 7034 nucleotides. RefSeq lists its product as uncharacterized. The transcript has 7 exons. Gene Ontology annotation, molecular function: RNA polymerase II cis-regulatory region sequence-specific DNA binding; protein binding; DNA-binding transcription factor activity, RNA polymerase II-specific. The record is from RefSeq and is a predicted model, not a curated record. Bases 1321 to 4380 code for a protein of 1019 amino acids. Lineage: Eukaryota; Metazoa; Chordata; Actinopteri; Salmoniformes; Salmonidae. Gene Ontology annotation, biological process: regulation of transcription by RNA polymerase II; positive regulation of gene expression.
GAAGGAUGUUAGGUUGUCAUGUGGUAACCAACAGAAGGUUAUGAGUAAAAAAAAAAAAGAAGGAUUAUUUGAUCAUCUGACUAGUUUUGCGUUAAGGGAAGAGAUAUGGAAUGAGUCGGAUAGCACAUACGGUUGUCUUGUGUUGAUUUUAGAGACAUUAUUUUUACAUUUUUAAUAUUUGUGGUGAUCGGCGAAACACCUCGAUUCACGAUUUGGUCGUCCAACUCGCGAUGCUGGACAGAUCGCUGCAUCAUCAUGUUGCUUCCGAGUUAGCGAAACAAAUCACAAGUUACACCAGGGGAAUUAGUGAGUCGUCGUCAUUUAUCUACCCGACAAUUGCAACUGUGAACCGAAAAGGAUGGAUACAUCUGUUGAUUUGGCUUGUUGGCACUUCGAUGAUACAUUGUCGCGCCCAGUGAUGUGAAAUAAGAAGAUAAAUAGCUGGUUACAUUGUAUCACUUGUUUAUGUCGUGGGGUUGAUGCGAUAUUUCUCAUUUGUUAUUGGGUGGGCGCUAUUGUAAUUAGCCAACAUCUUCAUUAUGCGCAUUUGGGAUAAUGAAUAAUCAAAAUGCAUUUUCUUUCAAAUAAACUUUGCCACUGAAAUAUAGUCUAUCCAGACCUAUAUUAUAAAAAUCUGAAAUAUAGUAUUUACUUUUUUAUUGGCUCCAUCAUCAUCAAAUAAUAAAUAGGAUUUAUCAAGGAAGUGCACGUUUCGUCUCUGUUGGAUUACCCCGGUUUGUGUAGGAUAUCCUUUAACUGUGGAUGAGACAGCUCUGUUCGGGUUAUGAUCAUGACCCGGGAAUGUAUGGAUGAUCGCCAAAGAGAUGCUGACUUCAUGGAAAUAUGCUGGUGACAUUUCUCCUAUUCAAACAAAUCAGCUACAUAGUUAUUGUGCUGCAGACUGUUAUUGGAUAGUUUUUGAUUAUAGUGGCUAAGCGUGCCACAUUGUCUCAGUAAAUGUUUUUAACCACGAUGGAAUGCAACAUAAAUAGAUUCUCCAAAUCGGUUGCCAAUAUGUUAAUUUGAAAGUUUCAUAGGUCUAUUUCAUCCUAUGUUUUCCUGGCCCGUCUUUAAUCUUUUGUUACUGUCCACUGCUGUCACCGCGUCCACGUGGAGUUGACAACACCUGACACUUGACAACUUUUGAGUCGAGGAAACUUGCAACCGUGACGUACAGACGGCUCCCUCUGCCGUAAUCCCCAGAACGGUGCAAGGGGACAUAGCUUUUGUUUUUGCUUUCGGACGGCGGAGAGGAAGAGGGAUAGACACAAUAAGGAAAAAGUAGCUUUACAGCAGAUACAAAAAAGAAGUCCGGCUAAAAUGGCCGGCCAAUGCAACUAUAAAACACAAUACGAGAAUGAUGACACAUUUUCUCCAUCCAAAUUACCCGACCGAGUGCGGAUGCUCGCGGGGGAGCCCGACGCCCGUGCUCAGACGGGGCGUAAAUCCUUGGGUUGUUCGCCAAACUUCGAAUUGAUUGACGGACUGCUGUACCGUAAGAAGUUGGAGAGAGGCUUCAUCCAUUACCGGGAGGUGCUUGACGAGGACCGACGGUUCGGGGCAAUCGCCACUUUCCACCGGCGACGGCCAGGCACGCGCCACCACUCCCUGGAGGACACGUACAGAUCUGUGGCGGAGAACUACUGGUGGGAGGGGAUGUAUUUUCAGAUCCGAGACUUUGUCCUGGGAUGUCCAGAGUGCCUUGAGCAGAGGAACAAGAGACUUGAGAAGGGUGUGGGCGAGAGCCGUCUCUCUCAGACAAUGAUGUCACACAGCCGUGACGUGUUGAAUAAGCUGAGGAGCCAGCGGGAGGCUGGACUGUUCUGUGACAUCACUCUGAGGACAGACGGACGCUCUUACUCUGCCCACAAGGCAGUGCUGGUGGCAGUGAGCGAGUACUUUCAGGAAGUAUUCACUGAGAUGGACUCCGCCCCUAGCGCCAGGUCUGACAUCGAUCUCACAGGUUUCAGUGAGUCUAGCCUGGUGUCUCUGCUGGACUUCUCCUACUCCUCUACUCUGUGUGUGUCUGAGGAGGACCUAUCAGAGGUCAGCACUAUGGCCCGUCAUCUGGGCAUGUGGCCUGCCGUGGAGGCCUGCACGGCCCUCCAGAGGGAGCAGGCAGACCACACCUCCCACUACCCCAACACGGAGCACUCUGCCCUGGGCUUCCCAUCGCAGUGCCCUGGGUCUCCCAUGGAGCUCCGCCACCACCAGAAGGACAGGAAGAAGGGAUUGGCUGGAGAGGGCAGGGAGAGGGUGGCUGGGGGAAGAGUGGUGAGGGGUUUGGGUGAUGGCUUCAGACUGAUUCUGGAUCAGUCCGAUGAGUCGGGGGAGGAGAGCCCCACCAGACGGUCGCCCCGUCGCCCCCUCAGACCCAGCGCCCACCCUCCAGGGCGGAACGGACUCCCCCUCAGCCCCAUGCACAGGAUGAAGCUCAUGGACUUCAAAUCCCCCUGCUGUAAAAUAACCUCUUCCCCCCGAAAAAAUGUCCCCUCCAACCCCCGCUCCCGAAAUGUCCCCUCUUCCUCCUUGCCCCACACAUGUACCCGUCUCCUCCGCUCCACUCCCGGGGCCGCCAAGGAGGUCCAGAGUAUGCUGCCCAGGACAGAGAGCCCUCCUCAGGGCCGAAAGCCACCCCCAGUCCCCUGUCCUGCCUCCACCUCCUCCAGACAGAGGACUUGCUCUGAGGCCAACAUAGUGAGGGUGGAGGAGGAAGAUGAGAAAGAUAAUUUCAGAGCGCUGGAGAAGUACCGGCUGAUGAGCGUGCUCGGGUUACAGAGGACGUCCCUCCUCCCCAGACCGGAGGAUCUGAUUGGCUGGAGGCAGAAGAAACGGCUCCGGAAGCUGAAAGUCAAUAACUAUUCGCUGACUAAGCGGAGGAAACCCCGCCCCCAGGGGUUGGGGGGGCUGGUGUUCGGGGGGCUGCCCCUGUCCCUCCCUCUCUGCACCCCUGCCAAUGCCCACUUCUUGAACAGGAUCAUAAAGAAGGAGCCUGUGUAUCCAAUCAGCAUGGAGGACAGGAGACUGAAGAGAUCCAGACAGCCCCGUCCUUUUCCACCCAGCGACAGGAGCAUGCGCAGUAAAGUGGCAUUACCGGACCUGCUGCAGCCCGUGUCCAGGCCGGCCUACGGCGGCAGGGAUCUCAGGCGUUCUGUCAGGGGUGAAGAAGUCAGCCAUCCCCCUCCGCACCUCCCGGCCCGCUCUGGGAAUGCCAGAGUUCCAAAUACCAAGAGGAACAUCUCUGCUCUCGGGAUCAAACCGGAACAUGCCGACUACGCCAUCUCAGCCCUGCAACUCCCCUCACAUGGCCAACGCCCAAACACACACAUCCCCCCUCCCAGGGCCCACCCCAGGAACAAGGUUACUAUGGAGACUGUCAGGGUGCUCCGCUACAACAGCGGGCGUCUGUUGGCCAAAGCCAAGCCGGAGUGGAGUGGCAUGAAAGAGGCUGGGAGAGCCCAGCAUAAGCCCAGAGAGAAGAGCAGGAGGACAAGGUGCAACCAGGGAGCAAGGGGGGUCACGGAGAGAGGGCCUGGAGCUCUGAGCAGAAGGAAAAACAGCAGCAUCCUCAGCCCUGACAAUGUCCCUCCUCCCCUCCAUAGCCAUCCUCUGUACAGGGUCAUCAAGGAGGAACCAGCAGACCCUCUACCCGUGGUGGGGCCUUUCCCCGAGUCGCCCUCCCCAGAGCUGGGUAAGAGGCAGAUCAAGCCCCCUGUCAAGCUUCUAGAUCCAGGCUUCCUCUUCAGCUUCUGCCGGCCGCCCGGAGGGCCCAUGGUGGGGGUGAAGAGGGAGGAGGAGAGUGUGGAUAUCUGCCUAACACGAUCUGUCUCGAGGGGGGAGAGGUUAGGUCCCGGGGGGGGCCCGGACAGGGUCCUGAGGGCCAGAGGAGGUCCCCCCACUUUGCCCAUGGUGAAGAAGGAGCGAGAGGAGAAGAGUGUGAACCAAAGUCAAACCAAGAGGCAGGGGCCACCAAGGGCUGUCAACAUUCACCAACACAAGGCCCCCCACCUGGUUAGAGCCAAAGGGUCAAAGGGUGCACACACAGCACGGGACAUACCAAAGAAGCAAGCUAAGCCCCUCCACCUGCCGAGCCGAGGCCCCGCCCUGGUGGACUCGAUCUACCGUGCGCGGCUCAAGCAACUGCGGAGUCCUCGCAGUCAGGCCCCCAAGGCCAAGUCAUCCCACGUCUGCCUGCAGUGCCGGGCCUCCUACAAGGACUGUACCAGCCUCCUCAUGCACCGCAUCAGGCACAUCGAGGGCAAGCACUGGCCCUGCCCUCUGUGCAGUAAGACGUUCUUCAGGAUGAGGAAUGUGAAGAACCACGUCCGGACCCAUGACCAAAGGCUGUAUAAGUGUCGCAGCUGUAUUGCUGCAUCCUGAGAGCUGACUGGGGAGGGAGAGAGGGUUGAGGCUGUCUAUUGACUGACGUGAGGAAGAGAGUAGAGCACAUUGUUGAACUGCAAGCUUGUACAUGCAAUGCGUCCAUCACAUCCAAGCACAAGGCUCCCAGGAAAGAUGUAAUUACUAUGACAUUGAUUAUUGUUAUUUAAAUAACCAAACUUAAAUUCUUGUUUGCGUUUUCAGUAGCUACAGGGGUUUCAACUUGAACUUUACACUCAGGGGGUGGGGCAACUGUGGCGUCACUGUAUUUAAAUGGUUGACGACGUCACAGUUUAUGUAAAUGAGAAAUGUGUAGAAUGGAAAUGACAGAAAUAUAUUAUGACAAUGAUAAUUAUUACCACUAUUGUUAUUUCUAUCAUUAUUUUUCUAUGUAUAGACUGAAUCUUUGAGUGCACUUAUACACGAUAUCACCAAAAGUAUGUGGACACCCCUUCAAAUUAGUGGAUUUGGUUAUUUCAGCCACACCCGUUGCUAACAGGUAUAUAAAAUCGAGCACACAGCCAUGCAAUCUCCAUAGACAAAUCUAAUGUUAUUGGUCACAUACACAUGGUUAGCAGAUGUUAUUGCAGGUGCAGUGAAAUGCUUGUGCUUCUAGAUCCGACAAUGCAACAAUAUCAACAAGUAAUCUAACAAUAAAAAAACUAAAUAUUGCAUAGUUUCGUAAGGACUAGAAGCGAGGUGACCCCCUCUGUCGGUGCCAUCUUGCUAAACGUGGCACUGUCAUAGGAUGUCAUCUUUCCAACAAGUCAGUUUCUGCCCUGCUAGAGCUGCCCCAGUCAACUGUAAGUGCAGUUAUUGUGAAGUGGAAACGUCUAGGAGCAACAAUGGCUCAUCCGUGAAGUAGUAGGCCACACAAGCUCACAGAAUGUGACCGCUGAAGCACGUCAACACAAGAACUGUUCGUCAGGAGCUUCAAGAAAUGGGUCUCCAUGGCCGAGCAGCCGCACACAAGCCUAAGAUCACCAUAUGCAAUGCCAAGUGUCAUCUGGAGUGGUGUAAGGUUUGCCGACAUUGGACUCUGGAGCAGUGGAAAUAUGUUCUCUAUAGAUUUUAUUUUUAUUUAACUAGCAAGUCAGUUAAGAAAAUAUUCUUAUUUACAAUGACGGCCUAGGAACAGUGAGUUAACUGCCUUGUUCAGGGGCAGAACGACAAAUCUUUACCUUGUCAGUUCGGGGAUUCAGUCUAGCGACCUUUAGUUUACUGGCCCAACGCUCUAACCACUAGGCUACCUGCUGCCCCAGAUGGUGAAUCACGCUUCACAAUUUGGCAGUCCAACGGACCAAUCUGGGUUUGGGGGAUGCCAGGAGAACGCUUCCUGCCCGAAUGCAUAGUGCCAACUGUAAAGUUUGGUGGUGGAGGAAUAAUGGUCUGGUGCUGUUUGUCAUGGUUCGGACUAGGCCCCUUAGUUCCAGUGAAGGGAAAUGUUACUACAGCAUACAAUGACAUUCUAGACGAUUCUGUGCUUCCAACUUUGUGGCAACAGUUUGGGGAAGGCCCUUUCCUGUUUCAGCAUGCCAAUGCCCCCUUGUACAAAGCGAGGUCCAUACAGAAAUGGUUUGUUGAGAUUGGUGUGUAAAACUGGCCUGCACAGAGACCUGACCUCAACCCCAUCGGACACCUUUGGGAUGAUUUAGAACACUGACUGCGAGCCAGUCCUAAUCACCCAACAUCAGUGCCCGAUCUCACUAAUGCACUUGUGGCUGAAUGGAAGCAAGUCCCUGCAGCAAUGUUCCAACAUCUAUUGGAAAGCGUUCCCAGAAGAGUGAAGGCUGUUAUAGCAGCAAAGGGAGGACAAACUCCAUAUUAAUGCUCACGGUUUUGGAAUGAGAUGUUCGACGAGCAGGUGUCCACAUACCUUUGGUCAUGUAGUGUACCAUAGCUUUGUUGUAAACCUAAGAUUCAGUACAUUGAUGUAACGGAGGGGUAGCCGGAGAGUAGACGAGGCCCAGAUUUGAAAACUUGAAAGUUCACAGGGGUGGAGAUGGAGUGUCUGUUAAAAACGAGGAGGUAUGUUGGGUUUCUUCUACUGUCUUUGGUGUUUAGAGAUGAGUUGACUGGUGUUUGUCUAUGUAUCAGUUCUCUAGUUUCACCUUCAAUUUGGGGAGGGGGGAAUAGGCCCAAUCACUAAAGGACCCCUACACCCUAUGCACUUGUUGAGAUUGGAGAGGAUUUGAUUGAUAGAAGCAAUAUGGAGAAACUUCCCUGUAGCAGAUAAAAGGACAAGGUAUUACCAUAUUGCUUACACCUGUCAAAUCCACUCAGUUCUCCACAAGUGCAUAGGGUCUAGGGAUCUAUUUGGGAUUGGGCCCAUGAGUUGGCUAGUUGGGGGUAAGGGUCAGUUUCCUCCCGUUGUCUUUUCCAAUGCUGCCUAUCUAUCUAUGAAAGGGAAAACUGUCAGGUCUAAAUGUGAAUCUCUAAAAUGUGUAAUCAACAUUACUGUCUCAAUACUGAUUUUUUUUUAACUAGGCUGUUUGGCCUUUUUUAUAUAUAAGAACCUCCUUCAUACUCAAUGCAAUGCGUGCACAUACUAUGGAGACAUUGAAUAUGUUCAGAAUUUGAUUUUAAAAGUCAGAAUUCAGACGCUCUCUGUUUGGUUAUCUAUAAAAAUAAUGAUGUGAAAUAAAUUGUUGCCU